AUGACGAUGACAAUAGGACCGAAGAGGAAGAUGGAAGUAUAUGCCGUCACUAAUGGCUUUUCUCCUGCGCCAGGGGUCUUUUCUUCGUGGGGGCAUGUCCAUCCUCUUGUAACUGGCUUCCCAAAGGCAAAACAUCGAAAGUUUACAACUGUAUUAGAAGCUGAAGCACACAUGAAGGAUCAAAGGCUGGAAGAAUAUAUUAAAAUUAUAGAGGAAGUGCCAGAGGAUAUGGCUGUUAAGCAAGGAGAGAAGGUUUAUUACGCAGUGGCAAAUGGACGCUCGCCGGGGAUACGAGAGUUUUACUCUGGAGAUGGAGGGACUGAACCGAAAGUGAUGAAAUUCUCUGGUGCAUGCCACAAGCGAUUCCCAAGUUUGAUGCAGGCAGAGAAGUUUAUAGCAGAUUGGGUAGAGAUGUAUUCAAGUGUCUGCAAAGAACUCAUUAAGCAGGAGUUUUCUCGAGGUUUUCGCCCCUUAAGCAUAAACGGCCCUCCUAUCAGAUUUAUCAGAGAGCCAGAGAGGAUUAUUGUCAAAGGAAGUGUGGAGUGUAUGCUCAGUGAAAUGAGAAUAUGA
Molecule: messenger RNA, 570 nt
Organism: Venustampulla echinocandica
Lineage: Eukaryota; Fungi; Ascomycota; Leotiomycetes; Helotiales; Pleuroascaceae
Exons: 3
Coding region: 1-570 (189 amino acids)
Source: RefSeq, a predicted model, not a curated record